This is a messenger RNA of Onthophagus taurus, 971 nucleotides long. RefSeq names its product protein IMPACT-B. Gene Ontology annotation, cellular component: cytoplasm. NCBI's taxonomy places the organism in Eukaryota, Metazoa, Arthropoda, Insecta, Coleoptera, Scarabaeidae. The record is from RefSeq and is a predicted model, not a curated record. Gene Ontology annotation, biological process: GCN2-mediated signaling; regulation of translational initiation. Gene Ontology annotation, molecular function: protein binding.
UUGACAACAACAUAUAACAUAACCUCAAACUAAAACAUAUGGAUUUGAAAGAAAAAAUGAUUAAAGUAAAAGUUGUUAAAGUACAACCUUGAAAUGCAUUAUAAAGUAACUUUAAACGAGAAUGGACAGCGUUAUUCAACAGAAAGAAGAAGUUGAGGCUUUGGAAGCAAUUUAUGGUGAUGAAUGGAAACGGGAAGAAUCAGAUAAGUCGUUCAGCAUUUCCAUAAAUAAAGACGUUCAAUUAUAUAUUAAUUUAUCAGAAAAGUAUCCGUUAGAAUCGCCCCCCACAUAUGUUUUACGCGCUCCCACAUUGGAUGGUGAAACAAAAAGAAAAAUUGCAAAUGCUUUUGAAGACAUUUAUCUGGAAAAUAUUGGUGGUCCCGUUAUUUAUCAGUGGAUUGAGUGUUUAAGGGAAAACGUUCAAAUAGAAAAGUGCAAGGAGAACAAUGACCAAAAUGAGGUGGAAACAGUAAUUGUUAAAGAGAUUGAAGAACUUAAAGUCUUUGACAUCAUUCAUGGGGAGUGCAUUUCUGAUAGAAAAAGUACUUUUCAAGGCCAUUUUUGUGUGGUACAUUCUCAAGAAGAUAUCCGACAUGUUUUAAAUCAGUUAUAUGAGAAUAAAAAAAUUGCACAAGCCACUCAUAAUAUAAGCGCUUUUAGAAUAAAAAAUGAAUCAGUUUUGACACAAGAUUGUGAUGAUGAUGGUGAGAGCCAUGCAGGUGGACGUUUGUUACAUUUAUUACAAAUUCUUGAUGUAAUAAAUGGUAUUGUUGUUGUCAGUAGAUGGUAUGGAGGUAUUCAUCUAGGUCCGGAUCGUUUCCGCCAUAUUAACAAUGCAGCAAGACAAGUUUUAGAACAAGCUGGAAUAGUACAAAAAACCACAUUAAAAUAAUGUGAAUUAAUUAAUUUUUUAUUGGUGCUUUGAUAUAGUUUUAUUGUUAAUGUAUUUUGAACUUUUUAUUUACAAUGAA